AUCCAUCCCACGUCAGACUUCCCACAGAUAUAAAACCCUAAAAAAGGAAAAAAAGACUUACCCUUUCAUCUUCUCAAACUAUCUUCCCCUCUAUGCCCAAUAAAGUGAAACAAGAAACCUCUCGCUCUUUCCAAGAAAUGUCCGAAUUACAACUAACCAACGACAAUAACAACACUCAGCAGCAACAACAACAACCCAACGGCGCCGCUCCUCCGUCUCUCCCGUCGACCUCCGCCGAAGCCCUCGCCGGAUCGAAACGGCUGAGGAGACCGAGCGUCCGAUUAGGCGAAAUCGGCGGCGAGCAGUACCAAUCCGCGGCGGCGUACGAUUAUUCUCCGAGGAGACCCAGAAAAGAUGUGAGCAAAUCUUCGACGAGGACUCGAGCUUUGACGAAUUUGGGUUCUGGGUAUGAGAAUCCCGGCGAGAGGGAAGGAAAUGUGGAGUCUUUGGGUGUUGGGAGCUGGCGGGUCAAGAAACGGGUCGGUGGGUCGACGACGAAGCGGGUGAGGUCUAAUUGGGUUUCGAGGGGGGGUGGGGAGGAGGAAUUGGAAGGUGGGUUUAGGGAUUUUAGUAGGGAGGAUUCGGAGAGUCCGAUAAAGGAGGAGUCUUUGGGGAGAGACGGUGGUGGUGGUGGUGGUGGUGGUGGUUUAGGGUUUUAUGGGAGUAGUGGGAACAGAGAGUUUGAGUUGUCGGGAGGAGGAGAGAGAGAAGGGGUGAAGAUUUGGUUGGAAGAGUUGGGGUUAGGGAGGUAUUGGCCAAUGUUUGAGAUACAUGAGGUUGAUGAAGAGGUUUUGCCGUUGUUGACUUUGGAGGAUUUGAGAGAUAUGGGGAUUAGUGCUGUUGGGUCGAGGAGGAAGAUGUUUUGUGCUAUUCAGAAGCUUGGUAGAGAGUUCUCGUGAUAUAGAGAGAGAGAGAGGAGAUUUUUGAUCUGUUGAGAAGAAGAGGAGCAUGUUGUUUGUUGGUGAGAUAAGUCAGACAUGGUGGCAGUGUAAGCUUGUAAUGUCUGAAAGCCUUUUGCUUAUAGUAUCUCAAUUGUUGAUUGUUUCUUAUCUUUGUGUUUGAAUGUACCACCACUAGCUACAGUAGUAGAAGUAGAAAGUGGGAAAGAAGAAGAUGAAGUAAGAAGUUUCUUUGUUUACUGUUUGAUUCUAUUUUUGCUUCACCUGAGAUGUUUUUCCAUGGAUGGUCUUGAUGAUAAGGAACUUGCAACUUAAUAGUUAUAGUUGUAGACUAUUAUACCGAUUUGUAAUAGGAAUCUGA
This is a messenger RNA of Eruca vesicaria subsp. sativa (arugula), 1260 nucleotides long. The record is from the annotation of a GenBank genome assembly. Lineage: Eukaryota; Viridiplantae; Streptophyta; Magnoliopsida; Brassicales; Brassicaceae.